Dissoconium aciculare CBS 342.82 is the source of this 330-nucleotide messenger RNA. RefSeq names its product Prefoldin beta-like protein. The transcript is spliced from 3 exons. Gene Ontology annotation, biological process: protein folding; chaperone-mediated protein complex assembly. Gene Ontology annotation, molecular function: protein-folding chaperone binding. Bases 1 to 330 code for a protein of 109 amino acids. Gene Ontology annotation, cellular component: prefoldin complex; cytoplasm. The record is from RefSeq and is a predicted model, not a curated record. NCBI's taxonomy places the organism in Eukaryota, Fungi, Ascomycota, Dothideomycetes, Mycosphaerellales, Dissoconiaceae.
AUGGCGGAAGACCGCGCCCGCCUCCAAUCCCUCACGGACGAAUAUCAAGAUCUCCAAAACGACCUCAGCAACCUGGUCUCCGCACGUCAAAAACUCGAAUCACAACAACAAGAAAACCAAAGCGUACAAAAAGAAUUCUCCACCCUCGCCGACGAUGCCACAAUCUACAAACUCGUCGGACCCGUCUUGUUGAAGCAGGAGACGUCCGAGGCGAAGAGUACGGUGGUGGGAAGGUUGGACUUCAUCGGGAAAGAAAUCGCACGGAUUGAAGGAAACAUCAAAGACAUACAGACGAAAUCCGAGGAGAAGAAGAUGGAGGUGCGUAGCUGA